CCCUCGCGCAGCAGACCCCCCAGAUGUCUACUCCAGCAUGGAGCUGGACAAGUUUGGUUGCGACAUGCGUCUUCGGGGGCUCAAUAUUCUUGAGCCAAAUGCGUGGAAGGCUGGACAUCUUAUACUUAGUACUUACGCUGGGUCACAGUCCUCUCUGGGUGAAAUCCCCAAACGUCCUCAUGGCUUCAAUAUGAACGGGAAGCCAGUUGACAUCGAGCUGAACUCCUAUGCUCUCGACAAAAUCCCCACCAAGGAUGUCUAUCAAUACGACAUUGAGAUCGGCGACGGAGCUGAGAAACGGGGCUUCAUGAAGACAUUGUGGGAUUCCAGUGAGGUCAAGCAAGUGCGCUCGCAAGGUGGUUUCGACGACUGGAUCUGGGAUGGGAACAAGCUUGCCUGGUCCACCAAGAAGCUCUCAGGAGUGGCGACGAUCGCUGUAGAUCCUGCGAUAGCGAAGAACCAGCCGGAUCGGGCUGGACGUGAAGUCAAGCAUGUUCGCAUUGCCUUGGCCAAGAAAGUUGACUUCACCAAUCUUCAUGCCUGGCUCGGCAAGCAGGCAGACUGGGACAUCAAGGUGCUCGAGUCUCUGACGUUCCUUGACCAUCUGAUGCGUGAGGGUCCGUCCCGUCGCAUGAUUUCGGCCAAGCGGAACUUUUUCCCUCCUUACUGGCGUCCUGCUUCGGAGUCUAAGGUGCCGCUCACCGGUCGGAUCUCAUUGGGAAAGGGAGUCGAGGCUGUGAAGGGCGUCUAUGCAUCGAUCCGGCCAGUAUUGACUGCAGACCUCCGCGCACAUCUUGCUGUCAAUGUCGACGUGGCGAAUACCUGCUUUUUCGAAGCGUCGGAGGUCAUUCCUUUGCUUGGAUCGAUGCUCGGAGCUAAGAAUGUCGACUGGCUCAUCGAUGAUUUCGUUCGAAACCGUGAGAAGUGGCCCGAGAGCCGCUUCUACAAGGCGACCAAACGGCUGAACAAGCUGACGAUCACCACCGACAUGCGCUCGAACUGUACGCGCCGUUAUAUCGUCAAGCGAUUUAUCGCGUCAACGCCGGAUUUGAAAACCUUCGAAUUGAAGGACGGCACUUCGAUGACUGUAAAACAGUAUUACCGAAAGGCUUACAACGCUCAUGUCCGCGAAUUGCCUUUGAUCGAGACAACCCGGGGCCAGUUCAUCGCCUUGGAGUUUGCCAAAGUUGAACCAAAUCAGCGUUACCUGUACAAGCUUGAUGAGGCGCAGGUAGGUUCAAUGAUGAGGUUCGCAGCUACUCUACCGAACCAGCGGUUCGGUUCCAUCCGCGAAGGCAUCAAGUCCCUAGAUUGGCAAAAUGACUCGCAUCUCCGCCAAUACGGGCUUCAUAUUUCGGACCAGCCCACAGUCACUAAGGGUCGACUUCUCGAGGCGCCUGACGUCCACUUCGGAAAUGGCAAGAUACUUGGUAGCUCUGCUGGGCAAGGCCGGUGGAGGAUCGAUGGGAAGAAGUUCCUGAAGCCAUACCCAGGACAGAUCCCGUACGGUGUCAUGGUCUUUGGUCCAGAUAGUGACCCGAAGAACCCACAUCCAGCCCCCUACCAAGCCUUUUUUUCGAGAAUGUCGGCUAUUGCCAAAGCCCACGGCUUGAAUUUGCCAGCCACAAUCCCAGCUCUUAUCCGCGGAGCUCCGGGUGCCGGUGGAAACAACAUCCUACAUGCCUGGAAUGAGAGCGGGAAGAAGCUGGGAGUUCUCCCGAAGCUUAUCUUUUUCAUUGUCCAGGACCGGACCGCCGAUCUUUACAAGAUCAUAAAACGCAAUUGCGAUUGCCGCUUCGGGCUUGCCUCCCAGGUCCUGCAGAGCGCAGGCGUGAUGAAAUGCCAGGAUCAAUACAUCAGCAACGUUCUCCUGAAGGUCAAUUCGAAGCUUGGGGGAAUCAAUUCCCGCGCGCUCAAGGAGAAUGGGUUCCUGACCAAGAAAUCCCAGCUCAACAUGUAUCGUCCGCGCCACUCCCAAGAUUCACUCAUGAUCAUUGGCGCAGAUGUGAGCCACGGGCCUCCUGGUUCUGAGGAACAUUCUAUGGCCUCCAUCACUGUGUCCAAAGACCCCCAGUGCUGCAACUAUAUGGGGUGGGUGAACUCCAACGGCCAUCGGGAGGAGAUUAUCCGGCCAUCCAAUUGGGUUAAGAUGUUCAAGGAGCCCGUCGCCCAUUGGAUCGACCUGAACAAAGGCCAGACGCCACGACGGCUUCUUUACGUCCGCGACGGUGUUUCCGAACAACAAUACAACCAGGUUCUUGACAUCGAGGUCAAUGAAAUCAAGCGGCUCUUUAGGGAAUUGAACCCUAAAUAUAAAAUCCCGAUCACGGUCCUAAUUGCCAGCAAACGCCACCAUGUGCGUUUCAAUCCGAAGAGCCAAGCUGCCCGCGAUAAAAAUGGCAAUCCCGUUCCCGGCGUUCUUGUAGAGACCGGAGUCACUCAUCCCUUCGAGUUCGACUGGUACAUGAACCCCCACUCUGCGAUCAAAGGAACCUGCCGUCCGAUCCACUAUCAUUGUAUUUACAAUGAGAACAAUUUCACCGGCCCCGAACUGCAGCAGCUCAUCUUUGAGCACAGCUUCCAGUACGCUCGAGCAACAACUCCCGUCUCUUUGUUCCCUGCUGUGUACUAUGCACACUUGGCUGCGAAGCGUGGAGAGGCCCAUAUGAACAAGCCCUUCGUGUCAUCGGGCAAGAAAAAUGCACAUAAGGGACCUCCUGGGGGUCCGCCAAAGGAUAAGGUGUCCGAGUCCGCAUCAAAGCGGUCCAAGAGCAAGUCUCCCGAGAGCAAGAAGGGAUAUAUAGACGAGCCGUCGAAGUCCCCUUCCGACUUCGAGAAGCAGGAUCCCAACAAUCCGACUGGCUUGGUCAAAGGUGACGAGGCAUCUGACUUGAUGAAGAUCCAACACAAGUACCACAGUUGGUACCCUUUCACCUCUUGGUACAUGUAAGUCUUGAUCUCAAGACUUCAUGGACGACAGGUGUGCAUCGAGCCGCCAGGUCCAUCCAACGAUGCAUAGUUCGAAUUCCCUACUUCUCGUUUCCGUUUCCGUUUCUUUUCUUUCCUUUCCGCGAUCAGGGUUUCUAGGAUGUGUCCGACACGUCUCACCCGUGCCGCAAUUCAAAAAUGGCAUAGUUCAUCAGUGCUUGGGUUCAGGGAACGGGCCCUCAGAGAAAUCAAAACACCAAAAAAAGCCACACUCGGAGAGGUCGAUGGUGGUGGAGGAUCGAGAAGGGCAACCAUGGCGAUCAGCAGUUGCUAUCUCGGCCAUUUAUGGCAGACGACAGAGAGAAGGACUACCAUGGCGAGCGGCAUUUGCUGACUCGGCCAUUCAUGGCAGACGACAGAGAACGACGACCCCCAAUU
This is a messenger RNA of Eremomyces bilateralis CBS 781.70, 3366 nucleotides long. Its product is annotated as Piwi-domain-containing protein. Bases 38 to 2950 code for a protein of 970 amino acids. The transcript has 2 exons. NCBI's taxonomy places the organism in Eukaryota, Fungi, Ascomycota, Dothideomycetes, Eremomycetales, Eremomycetaceae. Gene Ontology annotation, molecular function: RNA binding; protein binding. The record is from RefSeq and is a predicted model, not a curated record.